CACAGCGCCGUAGCAGUGACGUUUUGGAUGACACGCAUACAGGACAACUCAACCGACAAAUACAAAACAAGCUACGUAAUACCGGUUUGCAGUAAUGGUGAAAAUUGAAAUGAUGGCGAAAGACGGUGGUACAACAACAACAACCACCACCACCAAGACGAUAGGCAUUAAGAGCUCGUUCACCAUAGACAGCAUGCUUCCACAGAAGGAGAAGGAGAUCGAGGACAUGGUUGUGAACGAGAACGGGAAUCUACAUGACUCGGACGAGAUGGCGGAAAAAGUGCACGACAACGGAGAAACGAUGGAAAGCAACGACGAAAAUGCUAACCAUUCUGGAAACAGAGAGAGUGAAUCAAAGAAGGACGAUGGAAAUAAACAAACUGGGAGCAGUAAUGGAAGCAGUCCGCCUCGUAAUAAGUACGGUGAGAAACCCCCAUUCAGUUACAACGCAUUGAUCAUGAUGGCAAUACGACAGAGCCCUGAAAAGAGACUAACGCUAAAUGGAAUUUAUGAAUUUAUUAUGAAGCACUUUCCAUACUAUCGAGAAAACAAACAAGGUUGGCAGAACUCAAUUCGACACAAUUUAAGUCUCAACAAAUGUUUUGUGAAAGUACCGAGGCAUUACGAUGAUCCAGGCAAAGGCAACUACUGGAUGCUGGACCCUUCUAGUGACGAUGUCUUCAUCGGGGGAACUACGGGAAAACUUCGUCGUCGCUCAACGUCAGCUUCUCGUAACAGGCUUGCACAGUUGAAAAGACACCCACGGCUCCAUGGUGGUGGAUACCCUCUACAAAGUGAUAUUAAACCAUAUCCUAUGUAUUGGCCAGCAUCGCACAUGUUACCAUCGCUACCUCAGCACGCUGCUGCCAGCAAUGCUCUACGCUACACGGCAACUGCUGGCGGUCUUCACACUUCGCACUACAACAGCUUAUUUACACCAAGUCCAACCAUGAGUCGACCCCUUGGCAGCCACAACUUUUCAGUCGACAGACUCAUAGGCACAGACGCGUCAUAUGCGUCACCUCACCACCAGAACACUCUUUCACCGUCAGCUCAAACGCUGGCGUCUCUGAGAUCGGGACUCGGGGUUGCAACACCCACCACGUUCGGUCUGAGUAACGUUACAACGAGUGCUGUGCAAUCCGGCUAUUUCUACCCACACUUUCACCACGCACAGGCGGCAACGGCGGCAACUACUUACGACAUGUACUCCAGUCUAAGGGGCAUGAACGUUAGUCCACCAACCGCUUUCACUAGUACGAUAGCCGCACAGCCGAUGACCACGGCAAGUAGUCUUUUAACAGAUAACACAUUUAUAACAAACAAUUCAGCGAUAGGAACUGUGCAAGUGUUGCCAAGACCAAGUUAAAUUCAAAUUCAUGAUAACACCGGACUACUUGAAAGCAACUUGACACAAAACUCAACUAGACAAGGACAUUAUCAUAGCAAUAAUACACUAUAUAAUAGAUUUUUAUAAUAGAUUCAUCAUGCUGGACAACAAAUGCUUAUUUAUGGUUUGCAUGUUUUGUAUAUAUCUAUAUUAUAUAUAUAUAUAUUUAUAUUGUGAUUGGGAGUAUGUACAAUUUCUAGCGCUAAUUACAUUGGACACAUUCAUCGGGAGGGAACAAAUGUGCAAUUCUAUAAAACAUACUUUUACGAAUUUCGUCUUUUAUAUUUUAUUUCAAAUUGCAAACACAAUAUUUCGUCUCAGUGUUGGAAGCAUACCUGUUGCUAUUUGUGUAUUACAUGCAGUGUGGCUUGUUUCAGUUGGCUCCGUCAAUCAAGGACGCUGAAAUAAAACAUUUUGGCUUCCAUGAUUGCAUUUUGACUAUCUGUAUGUACAUAUUAAAAAACAAAACAAAAUGAAUUUUCGACAAAAUAACGAGUAUCUCAU
Molecule: messenger RNA, 1894 nt
Organism: Saccoglossus kowalevskii
Lineage: Eukaryota; Metazoa; Hemichordata; Enteropneusta; Harrimaniidae
Product: brain factor 1
Biological process (GO): regulation of transcription by RNA polymerase II
Cellular component (GO): nucleus
Molecular function (GO): sequence-specific double-stranded DNA binding; DNA-binding transcription factor activity
Source: RefSeq, a predicted model, not a curated record